Messenger RNA from Aspergillus steynii IBT 23096, 729 nucleotides. RefSeq lists its product as uncharacterized. The record is from RefSeq and is a predicted model, not a curated record. The transcript has 2 exons. Lineage: Eukaryota; Fungi; Ascomycota; Eurotiomycetes; Eurotiales; Aspergillaceae. Bases 1 to 729 code for a protein of 242 amino acids.
AUGAGUACUCCUCGCCGCAGCAGAGCCAUGCCAACGGACGGUCCAACCGCCAAGUUUCUCUACACCAUCAUCAAGCAGUUGGAUCUGAAGUCGAUUGACUGGAACCUCGUUGCCUCCCAACUCGAAAUCUCCAACGGUCAUGCGGCACGGAUGCGCUAUUCUCGCUUUCGGCAGCAGAUGGAGGGCAUUGCGUCCAAACCACGAGAGCCCCGAGCCAAGAAAACCCCCAACAAGUCCAAGAACGGCUCGUGCAAGGCAGACAAUCAGCUGGAGGAGAAUGUCGUGCAGCCCAAGUCGGAGCUGAAGCAGGAACCCGGUCUCCUGCUCUACCAGUCGAGCCCGUUCAUCAAGGCCGACCCUUACGGGCAGCGACUUUCUUCCCUGGCAGACAUACCCCAAGCCACGACCCAGAUGCUGCCAACGACGUCUCUCCAAAUGUCCGCCAUUCCGUACUCCCCGGUGACUGUGGCUCCGUCGGACCUGAGGAUGUAUGCACCAACGGCCGGCUUCCUGGGUCCGUCCCCAAUGGACUAUGGGCAGCAUCCUAGUCCCCGCCAUGUUUGGACACCCGUCAAAGCCGAGCCAGAAGAUCAUGGAGGAGUUGACGACGUGCUUGUCAAGGUGGAGAAGACCGACGAGGCUGGGAUUCCUUCACAAUGUGACGAGGUCGAAUAUCAAGGAACGGCCGUUGCGGGCAUGGACGGAGGACCCAUGGAAAGCCGGAAAUGA